AUGGCUAACAUGACGUCCAAACGCAUUCAGCUUUGCAGAUCUCUCUCUUCUUUCUCUUUCUCUCUCUCUCCCUCCCUCUCUUUCUCUCUCUCUCUCCCUCCAUCUCUUUCUCUCCCUCUCUCUUUCUCUCUGUCUCUGUCUUUCUCUAAAACAUGGCUAUUUAGGGCGGCCAUGGCUUUCCACAUAUCUAAUAUUUUUGUAAUUUUAUUUCUCUCUAUAUCUAUCCAUCCAUCUAUCGUGUGUUAUCUAUCUAUCUAUCCAUAUCUAUCUAUCUAUCUAUCUAUCUAUCUAUCCAUCCAUCCAUCCAUCCCAGUCCUAUCUUCUAUCCAUCUAUCUAUCCUCAGUCCUUUUCAUCAUCCAUCUAUCUAUCUAUCCAUCCAUCUAUCCAUCUAUCCCAUCCAUCCAUCCAUCCCCAGUCAUAUCCAUCAUCUAUCUAUCUAUCCAUCCAUCCAUCCAUCUAUCUAUCUAUCCAUCUAUCUAUCUAUCUAUCAUCCAUCUUUCAUCCAUCCAUCUAUCUAUCUAUCUAUCUAUCUAUAUCUAUCUAUCUAUCUAUCUAUCUCUCAGUGUGUUCAUAUCUAUCUAUCUAUCUAUCUAUCUAUCUAUCUAUCUAUCUAUCUAUCUAUGUCUCAUCUCCUUUCAUAUUCAUAUCUAUCUAUCUAUCUAUCUAUCUAUCUAUCUAUCUAUCUAUCUAUCUAUCUAUCUAUCUAUCUAUCCCUAUCUGUCUGUUCAUAUCUAUCUAUAUCUAUCUAUCAUCUAUCUAUCUAUCUAUCUAUCUAUCUAUCUAUCAAAAUGUGGAAGUACAAGUCCGUAUUUGUUGAUAUUUAUAUUAAUUUUCUCUUUACUAUGCGUUCAAUAUGGCGUUACCUGAUGUUUCUGAUCCUGCCCAAAGAUAGCGAACAGCGGGUUUUAUUUCAAGAUGACCGUGCCCUUCCUUCAUUCUUCGCUAUUUUCUUUUUCUUUGGUUUAUCUUUUAAUUUAACCUCUAACCUUUUUGCCGGCGUUCUGAGCCGUUUCAUUGAAAAGACUUGA
Acanthosepion pharaonis is the source of this 1029-nucleotide messenger RNA. The record is from the annotation of a GenBank genome assembly. Lineage: Eukaryota; Metazoa; Mollusca; Cephalopoda; Sepiida; Sepiidae.